Messenger RNA from Oncorhynchus gorbuscha (pink salmon), 1615 nucleotides. RefSeq names its product actin-related protein 2/3 complex subunit 2-B. Gene Ontology annotation, molecular function: actin filament binding; structural constituent of cytoskeleton. The record is from RefSeq and is a predicted model, not a curated record. The transcript is spliced from 10 exons. Lineage: Eukaryota; Metazoa; Chordata; Actinopteri; Salmoniformes; Salmonidae. The coding region runs from base 150 to 1049 and encodes 299 amino acids. Gene Ontology annotation, cellular component: Arp2/3 protein complex; actin cytoskeleton. Gene Ontology annotation, biological process: actin filament polymerization; Arp2/3 complex-mediated actin nucleation.
GGAAUGAAAUAAGCGGAAGAGCCGACAGACGGAAGACUCGGCGGAAGCGGUCUGUCAGGGAAGGAACAUUUGCAGAAUUUGACACAAAGAAGCCUAAGGAUCUAAAACAUUUUAUAUUUCGAUAAAAACGUAUUCCCCAGUCCGCUGCAAUGAUUCUGCUAGAAAUCAACAACCGGAUUAUAGAAGAGACGCUGACGUUGAAAUUUGACGGUGCAUCCAAUGGGACUAAACCAGAGGCAGUGGAGGUGACAUUUGCAGAUUUUGAUGGUGUCCUCUACCACAUCUCCAACCCCGAUGGGGACAAGACCAAGCUGAUGGUCAGCAUCUCCCUUAAGUUCUACAAGGAGCUGCAGGAGCACGGAGCUGAUGAGCUGCUGAAGCGGGUCUAUGGGAACUUCCUUGUUUCACCCGAGGCGUGCUACAACGUGUCCCUGCUCUUUGACCUGGAUGCGGUCCCGGCCAAUAAGGAGGAAGUGAUCCACCAGGCGGGCAUGCUGAAGAGGAACUGCUUCGCCUCGGUGUUUGAGAAGUACUUCAAGUUCCAGGAGGAGGGCAAGGAGGGAGAGACGAGGGCCGUGGUCCACUACAGAGACGACGAGUCCAUGUAUCUGGAGGCCAAGAAGGACAGAGUGACGGUGGUGUUCAGCACUGUGUUCAAAGACGACGAUGAUGUCAUCCUUGGGAAAGUAUUCAUGCAGGAGUUUAAGGAGGGUCGGCGAGCCAGUCACACUGCCCCCCAGGUUCUGUUCAGCCACCGGGAGCCGCCCCUGGAGCUGAAGGACACUGACGCCGCCGUUGGAGACAACAUCGGCUACAUCACCUUCGUCCUGUUCCCACGUCACACCAACGCCAACGCCAGAGACAACACCAUCAACCUCAUCCACACCUUCAGGGACUACCUGCACUACCACAUAAAGUGCUCCAAGGCCUACAUCCACACACGUAUGAGGGCUAAGACUUCUGACUUCCUCAAGGUGUUGAACAGGGCUCGACCCGACGCUGAGAAGAAGGAGAUGAAGACCAUGUCGGGCAAGACGUUCUCCCGCUGAGGCUGGUCCACACACGCACUCUGACCCCUGGACAUGCCCAAUCGUGCCACACUGAGACUCUACUCCACAUUGGACCGUAUCACAGGCCCCUAAAGCCCCGCCCAGCGCGUGUACAUCCUGUGUCUUUUAUAAAUAAAGUUGUCUCUUAGUAGAAAUUGAGGCUUAAACAAAUAAAAAGGGCAUUCCUUGCUUUGCAUAGUUAAAAGAUUAUUAUUAGUCCUAUAUAAAUAUAUAUAUAUAUAUAAAAAAAUAAAAAAUGAUGUUUUGAUACGAUAUCUUUUACUCUAUUUGGUACUCUUACCUUGCUCCCUCCCUCCCUGGUGGUGUCCAUAACUUCAGAACCCCUCCUUGCUUCCUCCCUCCCUGGGGGUGUCAAUAACAUCAGAACCUCUCCUUGUUCCCUCCCUCCCAGGGGGUGUCCAUAACAUCAGAACCUCUCCUUGCUCCCUCCCUCCCUGGUGGUGUCCAUAACUUCGGAACCCUUCUCUUUACCUUCCUUCCUCCCUAUGCUUCCAUGUUGUCUGUACCAUUGUCAUUGGAAAAAUAAACCAGUCUUAUAAAAAUCA